AUGCACGGCUCAAAACACAUAGCGGUGUUGUUGGCGCUGGCUUUGGGGAAUGUUGUCUUGGGAUUAGAGGAUGUCGCGCCAGUAGCGGCUGCCGUUCCCAAUCCGCAGUCGCUGUAUGUUCAGUUUAUGCACCCUGUUCCACGGUCUUAUGUUUAUGGUCAAGAUUUGGGUUUCCGCCUAAACGUCAACCCCUCUCUCACCACCGGCGGUUGCGCCUCCCCCAACAUCACCAUCAACAACCAACCCUUACUUUCUUCGCAAGACGGGUCGUUUGUGCUAGAUAACGAUAUCAAGGUUGAUCUUACUUGGGAAUCACGCUGCUUCCCCUCCGCUGACGUCGAAGACACCGAUACCGACUCCGUCCACAGCGGAAACCCUAACGGCAACGGCGAUGUUGGGCACGUGGAUUCUAACCAGCGAUCGCAAUCCGUCACCCUCACUUUGCAAGCCGUCGACGGACAGCCGGUAAAAGAGGAUUUGAGUUGUACGAUCUGGUUCAGACAAGAAGAACCGGUGUGGGCGUUUGGAGUGGCGGGGUGGUGUGUUGAUGCGAGGAUUAGGGAUGUUAGGGGGAAGAAUGGGGGGUGGGAGGUUGUUUUUGAUGACAAUGAUCAUGGAGACAACGCAGUGGAAGAGAGAGAAGAAGAGGGGAAAGGGGAGAGUAGGGAGGGCAGGUUGGGAAGGGAGAGGAAGGAGUUUGAGAGGGAGGUGGAGUGUUUGGAGUUUCGGAGGAGUGUUGCUACUGCUGAGGAGAGAGACAGUGCCGGUGUGGCUGGACACGGCUAUGCGCAAAAGCCGGUGGUGAGCAGGGAGUACGAGGCAAGCCGACAACGGCUCGAAACCCUUUGCGCGAACCUCCCGCCGAGAGCCAACGACAUCAGCACUCCCUCUGUCCAUCCGCCAUGGCAGCUCCCGCAUCACCGACCAGCUAAACCAGCUCGCCUCCCGUUUCCCGGUCUGCUUUUGGACUCACCCUCACCAUCAUCCCAGCAAAAGACUCUAGCGUCCCUCCUCUCUUUACUCCGCGCCUCACUCUACGCCCGUCUGGCUAUCCUCUCCCCCGCCCGUCUAGCCAGCUACCUCACGUUCCUCUCCCUCCCCAUUUUCGCUUGCGUCUUCCACUCCCUACGCAGGCUACGCAACCGGCGAAGAAGACUGGCCCAGAGAAACGGGGGAGGAGAGCCAGUGGUGGUGAUAGAAUCGCUCUGUCCCGGCUUCUAUGGCAGCGACGAAAGCUGUGGGGAGUGCAAGGCUAGGUAUUUUGCUCAGUUGCAAGCUGAAGCUGGCGCUGGAUCUGGGGGAAGUGAUGGGAAAUGUGAAGGUGAGUGGGACAAUGAUGGAAUGGCGGAGAGGGGGGGUCCGUUAGAGGAGAAGGAGGGGAUGUCAGAGGUGCAUGGGGAGAAAUGGGAGAAAGAAGAGAAAGAGAGGAUUUCGGAAAGAGAGUACCAGCGCUAUUGUGAGUACCAUGCAGUGCCAGAGGAUGGGUUCGCGUUGAGGUAUGAACCUGGGUCUGAACUCCGGGCGGUACAUGAGCUUGUGGGCGAGGUUGUUGAUGAUGAGAGGGUAUGGGAUGAGAAAGAAACGUUGGUUGACUCGGAAGACGAGCGGGAGAAGGAGCGUGGAGAUGAAGUCGGGGAGAGCAGUGGUGAGGAUAGUGGAGGUGAGGAUAGCGAUGAUGAUUUGUCCAUUGGGGGCGAGCUAGCUUCGUUCAUGAGGGCUGCGAAUCUGGUGGAGGAUAUGAUUCGGGCUGGAGCGAGGCGAGAAGCGGCUCUAAGGCCUGAGGUCGCCCCGGUGAAUGCCAGGCGGCAGGCGCCUGGGACGCCUCCACCGCCGAGUUAUGUGGAGGUGGUAGGGCUGAGGGGGGUUGUUGAUGACGAAGGGUUACCGCCUCGGUAUGAGGAAUAUCUGAGAAGUCGAAGGUAA
Neurospora tetraspora is the source of this 1923-nucleotide messenger RNA. RefSeq lists its product as uncharacterized. The transcript is spliced from 3 exons. Lineage: Eukaryota; Fungi; Ascomycota; Sordariomycetes; Sordariales; Sordariaceae. The coding region runs from base 1 to 1923 and encodes 640 amino acids. The record is from RefSeq and is a predicted model, not a curated record.